Rhagoletis pomonella (apple maggot) is the source of this 1382-nucleotide messenger RNA. Its product is annotated as glyoxylate reductase/hydroxypyruvate reductase. The record is from RefSeq and is a predicted model, not a curated record. Gene Ontology annotation, cellular component: cytosol. NCBI's taxonomy places the organism in Eukaryota, Metazoa, Arthropoda, Insecta, Diptera, Tephritidae. Gene Ontology annotation, molecular function: glyoxylate reductase (NADPH) activity; hydroxypyruvate reductase [NAD(P)H] activity; hydroxypyruvate reductase (NADH) activity.
CCGAGAGGGGUUCAACAACAAAAGCCGGUUUAAAAAGGCAAAUAUAUUUUUGAGCUGCAUAGUUGGUUCAGUUGAUAUAAAGACGCAGAAGCACAAAGAACUUCUGAAAUUUUGCCCGAGAAAACUUAAUCUCCGCUAAAAUAAAUAUUUAUUUCUUUUUUGACCAGUGAUAUCAAUAAUUACAAAAUGCUUAUACGAAACUUAUCUCUUUUUAUGUUCACAUGCGCCUCUCUUGCCAUCACUUGCGUGCGCGUUGUUGCCGCUCAUUCCGAAACGAAAGGCUAAAUGUCCGGUGAAGAGGAGAAAUUCAAGAUUCUAGUCACACACCCAGAAGUGCCUCAGGUUGCCAUUGAUCUGCUGUCGCGCAGCUGCGAGGUGAUCGUUUGUCAGAGUUGGCCGCCGAAGCGUUCGGAAAUUUUGGAGAAGGCUAAAGGUGUACACGCCUUCUUCUGGGGUGGCCAUGAGGCGCUUAAUGCCGAGGCAUUGGAUGCCGCCGGUCCGCAGUUGAAAUCGAUUUCCACCAUGUCGGCGGGCAUAGAUUACGUGGAUGUGGCGGAAGUGAAGCGCCGAAAAAUUCCACUUGGUCACACGCCCACAGUGCUCAACGAAGCCGUAGCUGAUACAGCGCCUUUGAAGAUCGAAACGAACACCUGGGAGAGCUUCCAUCUGAAUUGGAUGUUGGGCCAAGACUUGCGGGGCUCCGUGGUCGGUUUCUUUGGCUUCGGCGGUAUUGCACAGGGAAUCGCUAAGCGCCUGAAAGGAUUCGACAUUGACAGCGUGCGCUACACGACAAGGCGUCGCGUUUCGGAGGAUAUCGAGAAGGAGUACUCUGCCAAAAAAGUUGAUUUCGACACUAUGCUGGCGGAAAGUGACUUCGUUGUCAUUGCAUCGCCCCUGACCAAUGAGACGGCUGGUGUUUUCAAUGCCAGCGCUUUUGGUAAAAUGAAGAAGAGCGCUGUGUUGGUGAAUAUUGGGCGCGGUGGCGUUGUGAACCAGCCGGACCUGUAUGAAGCUCUGAAAACAAAACAAAUAUUCGCUGCGGGUUUGGAUGUGAUGACUCCGGAACCACUGCCCGCCGAUGAUCCGCUUUUGAGUUUACCAAAUAUUGUUCUUCUUCCCCACUUGGGCUCAGCCACCGAGCGCACUCGCAACGAUAUGGCCACAAUAGCUGCGCAUAAUGUUUUGCGCGGACUGGCUGGCGAACCGAUGUUCUCGCCUGCAUAUCAAUUAUAGAUGAAAUUACAAGUUUUUCAUACAGAUCUAUUCAUUUAUCGAUGUAAAUGUGGAAGUAUUAAAUUGUUGCAAUAAAAUGUGCAAAUGAGUGUAAUUGUAAGCUUACUAAUUGUACGCCUGAAAACUAAUAAAAUACGUUUAAUAAAUGA